This is a messenger RNA of Ipomoea nil (Japanese morning glory), 540 nucleotides long. RefSeq lists its product as uncharacterized. The coding region runs from base 1 to 540 and encodes 179 amino acids. The transcript is spliced from 3 exons. Lineage: Eukaryota; Viridiplantae; Streptophyta; Magnoliopsida; Solanales; Convolvulaceae. The record is from RefSeq and is a predicted model, not a curated record.
AUGAAUGAUAUUUUGAAGCGUGCUGGGAUGGCAGAAUGCAAGCCGCUAUCUACUCCUAUUCCUGUUUCAAAAUCUGUCCCAUUUAGUGCAGAUUUGUAUGAUGAUCCUACGCAGUACCAGAGCCAUGCUAGAGCAUUGAAAUAUCUCACCAUCACACGACCUUACCUGUCUUUUGCGGUUAACCAACUCUGUCAACAUAUGCAUGCUCCUACAGAUGGUCGUCCUGAAGAUCGUAAGUUUACUAGUGGUUAUGUUGUCUUUCUUGGAUCCAAUCUUGUGUCUUGGAUCUGUAUCCCCAUUCCUAAAUUAUGGUGUGAUAAUCUUGGUGCUACAUAUAUGUGUGCAAAUACUAUUUUUCAUGCUCGCACCAAGCACGUAGAGAUUGACUAUCACUUUGUUAGAGAUAGAGUUGCUUCCGGAGAUAUUCAAGUCAACUUUAUUUCUACCAAGGAUCAGCAGACAUCUUUACAAAAGCUUUACCUGUCCCUAGAUUUCCCUUUCUUAGAGACAAGCUACAGGUUUCCACUGUACCCUACUUGA